CUGAACUGCAACUCCUCCGCCGACAACAGCCCAUCACUCGUACUCAACUCCGGCAGCCCACAAAGCAUACAAUCAAAAUCACCAGACAGCUUAGUCAACUUCCCCACGGCCCCACCGCCGCGGUUCAUCCCUCCUCCACCACCGCGGGAGCCACCAAGGGCAUUUUCGGUAUUUUCACCAUCAUCCACCGACGGCGCCAGCACACGCGACUGCUGUCCUCGUGCUUCCGAUUUUUCCGGCAUAGGAAAAGCAGCGCCUCCUCCACCACCACCGCCGCCGCCUACGGCGAGAUUCUGGGAGUACGCCCCACCAACUGGGCCGCCGGAGCUGGUGGCACCUUCCUCCAGGAAAGCUAUACAGAACGUGAAUGGGGAGAAGGGUAGUCUCGGUAUUUCACCCGAGAUUUUAAAAAAUGAAGAAAUAAUGAAGCCAAAGCUGAAGCCUUUGCAUUGGGAUAAAGUUAGAGCUUGUUCAGACAGAGCUAUGGUUUGGGAUCAGCUUAAAUCCAGUUCUUUUCAGCUCAACGAAGAAAUGAUCGAGACUCUAUUUAUGGUGAAUUCCACUAAUGCGAAUUCGAAAGACGGCGUACGACGUCAUAUAUUUCAAGAAUUGAACCAAGAAACCCUCGUACUCGACCCGAAGAAAUCCCAAAACAUUUCUAUUCUAUUGCGCGCUCUUAAUGUAACCGUCGACGAAGUUUGUGAAGCGCUUCUAGAAGGAAAUGCCGAUGCACUUGGUACGGAGCUACUAGAGAGUUUAAUAAAGAUGGCGCCGACUAAAGAGGAAGAGCGAAAAUUGAAGGAGUUCAAAGACGAAUCGCCGUUUAAGUUAGGUAGCGCGGAGGCGUUUCUCAAGGCGGUGCUCGAUAUUCCUUUCGCAUUUAAGAGGAUUGAUGCUAUGCUUUAUAUUGCCAAUUUCGAUUCGGAUGUUGAGCAUCUUAAGAGGUCUUUCGACACACUUGAGUCGGCUUGUAAAGAGCUGAAGAGCAGCAGAAUGUUCCGGAAGCUACUAGAAGCAGUCCUCAAAACCGGAAACCGAAUGAAUAUCGGCACCAACCGAGGAGACGCUCACGCCUUCAAGCUCGACACACUUCUCAAGCUCGUCGACGUAAAGGGCGCCGACGGAAAAACCACCCUUCUUCAUUUCGUUGUCCAAGAAAUCAUCAAAGUCGAAGGGUCCCGCGUAUCCAACCACAACCCAAACUCCGAAAAUACCCAAAAUACCCUCCGGGACGAGGUCGAGUUUCGAAAGCUAGGUCUUCAAGUAGUUUCCGGAUUGAGCGGAGAGCUCACGAAUGUGAAGAAAGCCGCCGCUAUGGAUGCGGAAGUUCUAACCAAUGACGUGGCGAAAUUAGCUAAAGGAAUUAGCAAGAUUGUCGAUGUUACGAAAUUGAACGAAUUAAUUGGAGGAGUUUUUUCCGAUUUUAUGAAGGAGUUCUUGAAGAAGGCGGAGAAUGAGAUUGCGAAUAUUCAAGCGAAAGAGGGUAUAGCACUCUCGAUGGUCAAAGGGUUGACCGAGUAUUUUCAUGGUGACUCGGGUUAUAAUAAAGAAGAAUCUCGUCCGUUGAGGUUGUUUUUGGUCGUUCGGGACUUUUUGUCUAUCCUCGAUCGUGUAUGUAAAGAUGUUGGGAAGAUAAAUGAGCGGAGUAUGGUGAAUUCCGAUCGAAAAAGUCAAACGCAUGUGGAUCAGGGAGUUGACCAGGUUUUGUUUCCUCGAUUUGUUGAAAUGCAGAAGCAGCAAUCUAGUUCGUCCGACGACGAAAGCUCGUCCUCGUUUUAGCGGUGUUCGUUUUUUCUCUGUUCUGCCAUGGAAUCUUUACAUUUCACAUUUGCUAAUUAUGUAAUGAAAGAGGAGAAUUGUUAUGUAGAGGAUUUUUGUAAUGGGGGUUUGUAUAACCUUGUAUGUAAUAAUGUAAUAAUAUUUGUUAAGUGACUACUUAUAUAAUAUGAUUUGUCUUAAUUAGCC
Erythranthe guttata (spotted monkey flower) is the source of this 1965-nucleotide messenger RNA. RefSeq names its product formin-like protein 2. Gene Ontology annotation, biological process: actin cytoskeleton organization; actin nucleation. NCBI's taxonomy places the organism in Eukaryota, Viridiplantae, Streptophyta, Magnoliopsida, Lamiales, Phrymaceae. Gene Ontology annotation, molecular function: actin filament binding. The record is from RefSeq and is a predicted model, not a curated record.